Hypoxylon trugodes is the source of this 1938-nucleotide messenger RNA. RefSeq names its product aquaporin-like protein. Gene Ontology annotation, molecular function: glycerol channel activity; water channel activity. Gene Ontology annotation, biological process: glycerol transmembrane transport; water transport. Lineage: Eukaryota; Fungi; Ascomycota; Sordariomycetes; Xylariales; Hypoxylaceae. The record is from RefSeq and is a predicted model, not a curated record. Bases 312 to 1904 code for a protein of 530 amino acids. Gene Ontology annotation, cellular component: plasma membrane. The transcript is spliced from 4 exons.
UUAGAAAUUGGGUCGGAAGACGUCACUAGAUCAUAGCUUAACUCCCGCUGCGGACAUCGUACCUAAGCAGCUGAGCUCCAUCCGAAACGCCUGGAUGUCCUUAUUAAAUCUAAACCUCAGGAAUGGCUUAUUUAGACCGGCGAAUGUCAUUCGUAUUCUAAGCCAUACCCAAUUCGAAUUAUAUGAGUUGAUCUUAAUCGCCGUUGGGUGGAAGAAAUACGCAACUCCUGGACCGCUACCUUGUAGGGUCCAUAAAUAUUGCUCUUUGUUUGGAAUAGAAAAUAAACUUCCCUGUUAUUAUCACUAGAAUAAUGGCUGGUAGAAGGAGAACGGAACCUGCGGUUUCAAUGAACCGCAGGCCUCGAAAUGAGCUUCUCACUGCCGAUGAUGUUAUGGAAAAGCCAGACACCGUUUCGGAUGUCCUUCCGGAUGUAGUCCAACCUGGGUCUAGUUUACAGAGGGCUACUCCCAAUUCAAGAGAGUCUGGCCAGACCACCAGCUCAAGUUCGAGGUUCGCCGAGGCCGCGCGGCGAAUCAAGGGGAAGCGAAAGAGAAUCCCAAUCGGUCGCAUACCGGGAGAGAACCUAGGAUGGGUUGAAGACGGCUAUAUUGAGCUAGAUCCUUCACACAGCCGAAGAGGGAAGAAGCCGAUUUGGAGUUUAGGCAGACCUUUGCCGCAUUUAGUCCCCUCUUGGUAUGACAAGCAAGCCGGGCCGUCUUUGGGCGCACUGCCGGAAGACCUUGCGGAGCGUGGGGCUAACCUACAUAACCUGACUUUGCCGAGCGUCGAACAGCAGGAGAGCACGGCGGAAAGUGAGAACGCGAGAGCCAGGAGGACAGCGGCUGGAGUUGCUCACAGCGAUAAACGGAACGACGUAGGGCAGCCUGUAUUCGAUUAUCAACCAGGAGAGGACAAUUCCACCCGCAGAGAGCGUACUAAUGACACGCACGAUACGACGAGGAGUAAUAAAGAUGAUGGCCCCAACUAUGCAAUCGACAGUGAACCGCUUGGCCAGCCGGAGCAUGAUGAUGAGUCAGACGGAGAUCCAAGCAAAAACCCCAACUGGUGGGCCCGUAUACGGGGGAAGCACCCGGAGCCGUUGGCUGAAUUCCUUGCGACAGGUAUUGCCGUGUUCAUGGGGUUGGGGGCAACGCUCUCAGUGAAUCUUUCCGCCAACCAAGAUGUCAAAUAUGGCACUUAUGAAACUUCAUGCUGGGCUUGGGGUUUCGCCUGGAUGUUUGGUAUUUAUUUGGGCGGUGGAGUUUCGGGGGCACAUAUGAACCCGGCCAUAUCGAUCAGCCUGUCGCUAUUUCGUAAAUUCCCAUGGGGAACGUGUCUCGUUUACGUGCUCGUACAAUUCGUUGCGAGCAUAGCAGCCGCGGCUUUGGCUUAUGGUAUAUAUAGGGAUAGUAUUCGGUAUGUCGAUCCGACUAUGACGAAUACGGCGAAGACUUUCUUCUCAACCCCGAAGGAGUGGGUGUCGAUGGGCACAGCCUUCUUCGCUCAAGUUGUUGGGAGUGCGAUUAUGAUGAUUGCUGUUUUCGCGUUGGGCGACGAUCGCAACAAUCCACCUGGUGCAGGAAUGCACGCUCUGGUGCUUGGCCUAUUAGUCACCACUUUGAAGUUCACAUUGGGUUAUAACAUAGGUUCGGCACUAAAUCCGGCCUCUGAUUUCGGACCUAGAGUCGUAGCCUGGGCCGUUGGCUAUCGAACACCGGAAGUUUUCCAGACGGGAUGGUGGUUUUACGGUCCUUGGCUUGCGACACUGGUCGGGUCCAUCCUUGGAUGCACAUUGUAUGAUGGUCUCAUCUUCGUAGGAACCGAGAGUCCGAUUAACCAUCAGGUCAAAGGCGGAAUUAGGAAGCGCAUGCGAAGGUUGUUUGAUUUCACGUCGAAGAAGUGAGGGGAUGCCUGAUGUUGUUAUUAGGAUAAUAAUA